AUGCAUGCUAGUGAGGUUUCCACCGAGUUCUUGCUCAUGGGACUCAUUUCUGAGGAGCCAGCCUCCAAGACGGGCUUCUACAACUCUGGCAUUACCAUCGACAGGGCCCGCACUGCUGUAGAAGCUCUGCAGGAGCGCAGCCGGCAGGCAGAUGGCUCUAGCCUGUCAUCGCCUGCCCCAGAGCUGCCCUUCAGCCGGGACGCCAAGCGCGUCUUUGAAACCGCUGCAGAGGAAGCACGGAAGCUGGGCCAUAACUACAUCAGCCCAGAGCAUGUGGUGCUGGCGCUCUUCUCAGUUGGCAAUGUGGGCGCCAAGCAGGUCAUUGAGAAGCUGGGGCUGACGGACGGGGGCAAGGCCAUCAAAGACAAUGCGCGUGAGCGGCUCAAGGGUGAGGGAGAGGUAAAGGAGCAGCGCAAGAAGACGGUGUCUGGAAAGGAGGUGACCACCAAGGCGCUGGACGAGUUCUGCAGGGACCUCUGCGAGCAGGCUCGCAAGAAGGGCAUGGAUCCGGUGAUUGGGAGGGACAAGGAGGUUGCGCGCGUGGUGCAAGUGCUGGCCAGGAAGAGGAAGAACAACCCCGUCCUGCUGGGGGAGCCCGGCGUCGGCAAGACCGCCAUCGCCGAGGGCCUCGCCCGCGCCAUCGUCUCUGGCUCUCUGCCGGACGGUAGCGCGCUGCCGGCGUUUCUGGAGGGCAAGCGUGUGAUGGCGCUGGACCUGGGCCUGCUCAUUGCCGGCGCCAAGGAGCGCGGCGAGCUUGAGUCGCGCGUCACCAACAUCAUCGCAGAGAUCCGCGCCGCCGGCAACAUUGUCCUCAUGAUCGACGAGGUGCACAUGCUGGUGGGCGCGGGGUCAGUCAGCCGCUCAGGCGGCAGCGGCCUGGAUAUCAGCAACCUGCUCAAGCCGCCCCUGGCGCGUGGGGAGCUGCAGUGCAUCGGCGCGACCACCCUCGACGACCACCGCAAGUACAUUGAGCGCGACGCCGCCCUUGAGCGCCGAUUCCAGCCCGUCCAUGUGGCCGAGCCCACCGUCACCGAAGCCCUCCAGAUCCUGCACGGCCUCCAGGAUUCGUACGAGAAGCACCACCACUGCCUGUACACGCCGGACGCAGUGGAGGCGGCAGUGACGCUGUCGGCGCGCUACAUAGCGGACAGGCAGCUGCCGGACAAGGCCAUCGAUCUGCUGGACGAGGCCGGCAGCCGUGCGCGCAUCGCCGCCCAUGUGGCGCGCCGCGACGCCCUCUCCGGCGGCCGCCCAGUUGCCGACAUCGUCGCUCCCUGGCUGGAGCUGCAGCAGGUCCUUGAGGCCAAGGACGAGGCCAUCAAGGAGGGCCUGUUUGAGGAGGCGGGGCUGCUGCGGGAGCGCGAGGUGGACAUGAAGGUGCGGCUGUCGGGCCUGCCGGAGGAGGCGCCCACCGUCGUAACCGUCACCACCGCUGACGUGGAGGCGGUGGUGUCUGCGUGGACCGGCAUUCCCGUGCAGCGCAUGACCCAGGACGACCGCGAGCGUUUGUCCCGCAUGGAGCCCGCCCUCAAGGAGAAGGUGAUUGGGCAGGCGGAUGCAGUGGGCGCAGUGGCGCGCGCGAUGCGGCGGGCACGCUCCGGCCUCAAGGACCCUGCGCGCCCCAUUGCGGCCAUGCUCUUCGCGGGCCCCACCGGUGUCGGCAAGACCGAGCUCACCAAAGUGUUGGCGGACCAGUACUUUGGGGACGAGGCGGCGAUGAUCCGGCUGGACAUGAGCGAGUACAUGGAGCGCCACACGGUGGCCAAGCUCAUCGGCGCGCCCCCCGGCUACGUCGGGUACAGCGAGGGCGGCAAGCUCACCGAAGCCGUCAGGCGGCGGCCGUUCUCAGUGGUGCUGAUGGAUGAGAUUGAGAAGGCGCACCCAGAUGUCUUCAACAUCCUCCUGCAGAUAUUGGAGGACGGGCGGCUAAGCGACAGCAGCGGGCGGGUGGUUUCGUUUAAGAACACGCUGAUCGUGAUGACCUCCAACGUGGGCAGCAGCGUCAUCGCCAAGGGCGGCGGCCAGCUCGGCUUUGCGCUGCCCAGCGAGGACGGCGCCGAGGCCGACCGCUACGCCCGUAUCCGCACCCUCGUCCUCGAAGAGCUCAAGGCGUACUUCCGGCCGGAGCUGCUGAACAGGCUGGACGAGAUUGUGGUGUUCAAACAGCUGAGCACGCGCGACGCGCGCACCAUCGCGGAGCUGCUGCUCAACGAGACGCGCCAGCGCAUGGCGACCCGCGGCAUCGGGCUGCAGGUCACCGCGCCCCUCAUGCGCCUCAUCUGCCAGGAGGGCUAUAAUCAGGAGUAUGGUGCGCGGCCGCUGCGGCGCGCGAUAACGCGGCUGGUGGACGAUGCGUUGUCGGACGCCAUCCUGGGCGGCCAGCUGGCGGAGGGUGACGUGGCAUGCAUGGACGUGGACGCGGCCGGCGCCGUCACCGUGUCGGCCGCGCAGCCGGGCGACGUGCGCAUCCUCAAGAGCGAGAUCGUCGACUCCAGCCUGCUCAAGAAGAGGGCCGACAUCAUCAUCAAUGCCUGA
This is a messenger RNA of Coccomyxa subellipsoidea C-169, 2535 nucleotides long. Its product is annotated as ATP-dependent Clp protease ATPase subunit. Gene Ontology annotation, cellular component: cytoplasm. The record is from RefSeq and is a predicted model, not a curated record. NCBI's taxonomy places the organism in Eukaryota, Viridiplantae, Chlorophyta, Trebouxiophyceae, Coccomyxaceae. Gene Ontology annotation, biological process: cellular response to heat. Gene Ontology annotation, molecular function: ATP hydrolysis activity; ATP binding. The coding region runs from base 1 to 2535 and encodes 844 amino acids. The transcript has 16 exons.